CCACAUAUCCGAGACACAGAAUUUUAUCUCGCUGUAUUUUCAGCACUUCGCGUCUGGGACCUCUGUGGCGUGUUGCUAACCCUUAGCAACCAUGAGAGGAACACAUUUAACGGUAUACACCAAUCCGCUUCAGCGAUGUUAGGACGUUGAAAACGUCAGUUUUGGUCCUCGGUCCUCAUGAAGAGGUGUGUGACUUUGGCACAGCGCAUAUUGUGGAGCACUAUGUAACUUGGCUGUUAGGUACAUCAUGGUACUGAAAAAGACUACGCGUGGUGUGGCCACAUGAUACGCUUUGAGAGCGUUUAUUGACAACCGAAGAUUUUGUGGGGACUGCUAGGACAGUUUUUAGUUGAACUUCCGUUUGAUGCAAAGCUUGUCAACCACUGAACUGGCAACUUGGAUAGCUAGCAAGCUAUCGACAGCUAGCAACCUUUGCUAAGUUAGAAAGCUAAAAUCUAAGCUAAGGUAACGUUAACUUGUUUGUAUUCAGGAAUAUUGAUCUAGAGACUUGUACUAUGCAUUCUUUAGUUUUAGUUGACGUCAACCCUCUUUUGAAAUAACUUAACGUUAAUUACGUUGACAUGAAUCCGUGACUGCGGUUAAGUAAGCCUGCAUUCUGUAACGUUAACCUAGCAAGCGCAUUUGUUGUGCAGGUUUUCCCUCAUGUCGACGUGUCAGCUUAGUAGCUAACUAGAUUGCACUGAGUUUAUGCUGUAAAUUAUGUUAAAAGUAUAAGGCUGAUGAUUCAGCGUUAGCAAGCGUGCUUCGUGGUGAAGUGUGUCCAUCAAUCGCGAGAUUUGGGCGUAGCUAGUUGCAAGUUUGGAAGCCUGAGAGCUAUCGAGUACUAACACCUCGUUGUGGGCCAGGUCGAUGCUGGGAACAAACAUACGGCAAGAGGCAGGGUCUGAAAGCUGAGAUUUGCUGGUUGCCAUUUGGGUUGUCGUAGAAUUGCGAUUGUGCCAUAAAUCAUGCUGCUGUCUUUGGUUGUACACACGUACUCUUUGCGGUACUGGUUUCCAGCCGCGGUUAUGCUGGGCACUGCCCCGGCAUACUUGCUGUCAUGGGGUGCUUGGCGUCUCUUAUCCACCGUACUACCAUCCAAAGUGUAUCACACAAUGGACGACCGCAUAUAUUCGGUCUAUCAGAGUAUGGUCCUGUUCUUCUUCGAGAACUACACGGGGGUCGAGAUCAUCAUUUAUGGAGACAUACCAAAGAAAAAAGAGAAUGUAGUCUACCUUUCCAAUCACCAGACCACAGCGGAUUGGAUCAUUGCUGAUAUGCUAGCUAUCCGACAAAAUGCAAUUGGCCAUGUAAGAUACGUCUUAAAAGAUGGUCUGAAGUGGCUGCCCUUGUACGGAUGGUAUUUUUCUCAGCAUGGAGGAGUGUAUGUGAAGAGAAGUGCCAAGUUCGAUGAAAAGGCCAUGACAAGGAAGCUUUUAUCUCAGACAAAUUUGGGAACACCAAUGUACCUGGUUAUCUUUCCUGAGGGAACCCGCUACAACCCUGAGAACAGAAAGGUGAUCAGUGAGAGUCAGGCCUUCGCCACUAAAGAAGGAUUGGCUGUAUUGCAACACGUUUUGACACCUCGGAUGAGAGCUUCGCACAUUGCCAUUGAGGCAAUGAAAGAUCACCUAGACGCUGUAUAUGAUGUCACUGUAGCGUAUGAAGGAACCACUGCACCAGGAGGGCCUAGGCAAUCUGCCCCAACAAUGCCAGAAUUCCUCUGUAAGGAGUGCCCAAGGGUCCACAUCUACUUUGACCGCGUGGACAUAAAGGAGGUUCCUUCGGAGCCUAUGUUUUUCCGCAGGUGGCUGCACGAGAGAUUUGAACUCAAAGACAAACUGCUGAGCACUUUCUAUGAAUCGGAGGAGCCUGCUGUGAGGUGUACGUUCCCUGGAGAGGCUCGGAGUUCGCCGCUAAGCCUCACAAAAACAUUGCCCUCGCUGGUCAUUCUCAGUGGCUUGACCUUGUCCAUGCUUAUGACCCCAACGGGCCGAAAGCUGUACUUCAAAACCUGGAUCUACGGGACUCUCAUAGGGUGGAUAUGGGUACACCUUAGGCCAUGAGCGAAAGGAGUCGACUGCCAUAACUCUUCUCUCAUAUCGGUAUGGACAGGCCAUGCUCUAGAUUUCCCUCCUAUGGUGUAGGGGUACAAUUUUUUUCCAAAAAAAAAAAAAAAAAAAAGAACGGUUCAAUUUUUUGGAGCUACAAUCAUCCUGUUCACAGAGAUGUACCCCAAACCUCUUAUUGUUUUUAGGAGAAAAGAAGGUACAGUGUUUUGUCCCUGGUGUUCUAUUCCCAUCUGCCAUAGCCCUUCAGUCGUAUCAAUUCAUCUCUUAGAAAAAUAUGUGUAGCGGCCAUUCUCACUUCCACCCAUUCAUAGUUUAGAUUGUAUAUAGGAGAAAAAAAGGAGGAGAAUGCACUGAAGAAAAGAGACGGAUCUUAGAAUGUUCUUGUUUCUAUGGAUUUGAUUUGGUCUUGCAUUUAUGCUGUCUUUGAAUGUCAGAAUCAGCUGUUUUGGAUGGUGCGUGUGUGUGUGUGCAUGUGUGUGCGUGUCUGUGUGUAUGCGUGCGCUGCUUAAGCUUGGAUGUGAGAAUCAUGGGUAGUCUGCAUACUAGUUUCUCAAUUGCAAAACUUUUAAUACACAUGCCCUCUACGCACAAAUAAAAUUGUAUACUUAUUUCUUACAUAAUAAAUACUUUAACUUAGAUGCCAAGGUUCAUUAAAUCUGUGCGCUUUAAUGUUAAGCGAGAAAUGAUGUGGGCCAUUUCACCAUCAGUGUCAGUAUAUUUCAGAACAACUUGGCAUGGCGAGGGAAAUGGCUUUCUUUCUGGUUUCGAGUAUUUGUACUGUUUUUGACUUCUUGCCAAAUGUGGGGGAAAAGCAAUACAUCCACUUUAAAAAAAAAAAAAAAAGAAAAGAAAA
This is a messenger RNA of Sardina pilchardus (European sardine), 2925 nucleotides long. It is a transcript of the gene agpat5, whose product is annotated as 1-acylglycerol-3-phosphate O-acyltransferase 5 (lysophosphatidic acid acyltransferase, epsilon). The transcript is spliced from 8 exons. Gene Ontology annotation, molecular function: acyltransferase activity. The record is from RefSeq and is a predicted model, not a curated record. Gene Ontology annotation, cellular component: mitochondrion; endomembrane system. Lineage: Eukaryota; Metazoa; Chordata; Actinopteri; Clupeiformes; Clupeidae. The coding region runs from base 969 to 2066 and encodes 365 amino acids.